Mercurialis annua (annual mercury) is the source of this 3059-nucleotide messenger RNA. Its product is annotated as pentatricopeptide repeat-containing protein At2g15630, mitochondrial. The record is from RefSeq and is a predicted model, not a curated record. The transcript has 4 exons. NCBI's taxonomy places the organism in Eukaryota, Viridiplantae, Streptophyta, Magnoliopsida, Malpighiales, Euphorbiaceae. Bases 155 to 2107 code for a protein of 650 amino acids. Gene Ontology annotation, molecular function: protein binding.
UGUCUAAGUUGAGGGGGCAAACGAACCUUUGUUGAUUGAGUUAUUAACGUCGGCUUUGUUACAGCUUUCCGGUCGCUCUGCUCUCUACACUCUCCGAGCCACUUUCUCUCUUCUUCUCCAACAAAAACUCAGUUUUUUCUUACUACCAUUUAACAUGAAACAUCGCAAACUCCCGAACCCUCAAUUAAUUACCCUCAAUAACCUUAAAUCUUCAAUUCUCGUCUUCAAAACCCCAAGCCAAUUCUCUGCACAUUUUUCUUCAACUGUAAUAAACCCAACCACUGACCCCGACGACACUGAAAACCAAUACCCAAACACCAACACAGGCUCACCGCCAAUACCCACUCUCCAAUCUCUCCUCAACUCUAUCCAAUCUUCUCAGUGGCAUUUUAUCAAACACCUUGCACCCAAUUUAACACCUUCACUUAUUUCACCCACUCUGUUAAGUCUAGUAAAGACACCUGAUUUAGCAUUUCAAUUUAUAACCCACAUUGGGUUUGAUCGUCUCGAUGUUAAAACUAAAUGCCUCGCUGUUGCUGUAGUUUCGCGCUUGUCAAAUCCGAAACCUGCAGUAUGCCUUGUAAAACAAGCUAUUGUAAGUGGUGGUCUCAGUGUUAAGGAUGUUUUUGAUGAGUUGGUUAUUGCCUGGGGUCAGUUGGGUAGUAAGAGUAGUAUUGUUUUUGAUAUGUUGAUAAAGGCUUGUUGUGAGUUGAAGAGAGGUGAUGAUGCAUUUGUGUGUUUAAACAUGAUGAAGGAGAAGGGUUUUGUUCCCAAGACUGAGACAUGUAAUAGUAUGUUGAGUUUGUUCUUGAAGUUGAACCGGACGGAGAGUGCUUGGGUUCUGUAUGCAGAGAUGUUUAGGUUGAGGAUUAAGUCAAGUGUGUAUACGUUUAAUAUCAUGAUUAAUGUUUUGUGUAAGGAAGGGAAGUUGAAAAAGGCGAAGGAGUUUAUUGGGACUAUGGAGAGUUUAGGGGUUAAGCCUACUGUUGUUACGUAUAAUACUUUGAUUCAUGGAUAUUGUUCGACAGGAAGGGUUGAAGGUGCUCGAUUGAUUCUGGAUGUAAUGACACAUAAAGGUGUUGAGCCGGAUUCAUACACUUAUGGUUCGAUUAUUAGUGGGAUGUGUAAGGAAGGAAGACUGGAGGAGGCGUCUGGGACGCUUGAGAAAGUGAAAGAAAUUGGGUUGCUACCAACUGCUGUGACUUAUAACAUUUUGAUUGAUGGGUAUUGCAAUAAAGGGAAUUUGGAGAAGGCUUUUGGCUAUAGGGAUGAGAUGGUUAGCAGAGGUAUAUUGCCUACUGUUUCUACUUAUAAUUUGUUGAUUCAUGCUUUAUUUUUGGAAGCGAAGAUGAAUGAAGCUGAUGUUAUGAUAAAAGACAUGCUAGAUAACGGGAUAGUUCCUGAUUCUAUAACCUACAAUAUUAUGAUUAAUGGAUAUUGCAGAUGUGGAAAUGCAAAGAAAGCAUUUAGCCUCCAUGAUGAAAUGAUAAGUAAGGGUAUUCAGCCUACAUUGGUUACUUAUACAUCACUGGUUUAUGUACUAAGUAAACAGAAGAGAAUGAAAGAGGCUGAUGACCUGUUUAAAACGAUACUCUGUAAAGGCAUGUUACCAGAUCUUAUAAUGUUCAAUGCCUUGAUUGAUGGUCAUUGUGCUAAUGGGGAUUUGGACUGUGCAUUUGCAUUGCUGAAGGUGAUGGAUGAAAGGAAUGUCGUUCCUGACGAAGUGACUUACAAUACCCUAAUGCAAGGUCGUUGUAGGGAGGGAAAAGUAGAAGAAGCUCGUCAGCUUCUUGAAGAGAUGAAGAACAGAGGAAUUAAACCUGACCACAUUAGUUACAAUACUCUGAUUAGUGGUUACAGUAAGAGAGGAGAUAUAGUAGAUGCCUUCAAAGUUAGAGACGAGAUGUUGAGUAUAGGAUUCAAUCCCACACUUCUCACUUAUAAUGCCCUCAUACAAGGUUUAUGCAAAAAACAGGAAGGAGAUCUUGCUGAACAGCUCCUCAAAGAGAUGGUUAGCAAUGGCAUUACUCCUGAUGACAGUACCUACCUCUCAUUGAUUGAGGGUAUAGGAAAAGUUGACGAAUCUUCAGGAACUAUUGCUUCAUAAUCAAUUUAUCUGAUUGCAGCAAUUAAAUCUUCUCCAUGACUUUGUUUACAAUUUUUUAUAGGCUUAGCUCAGUAUGCUGCAUGCCUUAAAAACUUGCAACAAUAGAUUAAGUAGCUGGAUGGGGUUCAUACGAAGAACUGUUCGGGAUUAUUUUACUGCCCUUCAUCAAGUCUCCUUUUACUGGCGCUGUGAAUUUUUUACCUUUUUUGAAGUGGAGUUGGACUUAUGACAUGUACAUCUUUUAUAUACUGCUACAGUAGUAAGGUAAUGAAGUCGGCAUCCACUGUGUGGACUCUUUGUAAACUUAACAUUCAUAGAGCUCGCAAGGUAGUCUGGGACUGAGAACAACCUCCAAUGGUGUUGCUUUAGGUGAAGUCAAUCCAGGACUCUCACUCAUAUCAACUGGAUUAUCUGCGACUGUAGUUAACUCGAACCCCUGAAGCAGUCGAGCUAAUGUCAGGUGCAGAACCUGAAGCGCAAACGACACUCCUGGGCACAUUCUUCUACCAGAACCAAAAGGCUGAAACUCCAGAGAGUUGAUCCAAACAGUCGGGUCACGGUGCAUCUUCCACAGGUUAACGAAAAGACGAGUUCCAGCUGGGAUAUGAUAACCUGCUAUGAUGCAAUCCUCCAUGGCUUCCCUUGGCACUAAGAGUGGCGUGGCAGGGUACAGUCUGAGUGUUUCCUUCACAACAGCUUGCAAAUAUACGAGGUUAGUCGUGCAUGAACCACUCUCCACUUGCUGAUGCUUUCCUACAUAGAUGUCAAGUUCAUGUUGAGCCUUUUUUAGCACAUGACGGUUGUUCAAUAGCAAAGAUAUUGCCCAUGUAAGAGUGAUCGCAUUUGUAUCAUACCCACCCAGAAUUAGACUCUGCGAUACAUAUGAUAUAUUAGAUUAAAUAAUGAACAUAUAUCUGUCCUGAUUGGAUUUCAGGGUUCAAAGUUUCAGAAA